Pneumocystis carinii B80 is the source of this 617-nucleotide messenger RNA. RefSeq lists its product as hypothetical. Gene Ontology annotation, biological process: maturation of SSU-rRNA from tricistronic rRNA transcript (SSU-rRNA, 5.8S rRNA, LSU-rRNA). Lineage: Eukaryota; Fungi; Ascomycota; Pneumocystomycetes; Pneumocystales; Pneumocystaceae. The coding region runs from base 34 to 573 and encodes 179 amino acids. Gene Ontology annotation, cellular component: preribosome, small subunit precursor; nucleolus. The transcript has 4 exons. The record is from RefSeq and is a predicted model, not a curated record.
CUUAAAUUAAGUUAAUUUCGAACGUCUAAAAAAAUGGUUCAAAAAAAUGUUGAAUGGAUAAAGGAAAAGAGAAAAAAUAUUAAUAAAAAACAUGAAAGAUUUCGGUCUGAAAAUUCUGGAACAGGAGGAUUAUGUCGUUUAAAGAAAAAAAUUAGAGACCUUGAGCGUCUUGUUAGAAGGGGAUCAAUGCCUGCAGAUGUGCAAUUGAAUAUAGAAAGAGAACUCCAGAGUUUAUAUUUUGAUUUUAAAAUGAUUCAAGAAUCGAAAAAAAAGCAUAUUUUGCAAGAAAAAUAUAAGAUGGUAAGAUUUUUUGAGAAGAAGAAGGCGACCCGUUAUUUAAAGAGGGCUCAAAAGCAGCUUAUGGAGGCUAAUGAUGAAGAUGAAAGAAAAAAGUUAGAGAAUAUUAUUCAUCAGUGUCAAGUAGAUUUAAAUUAUAUAACAGAAUUUCCAUGUUCAAAAAAAUAUAUUUCUUUGUAUAAAUCUCCAUCAGAAAAUUCAUCUACAGAACAAGAAAGAAUAAUGAUUUGGAAGGAUAUAGAACAAAAAUGUAAGAAAAAAUAUGAAUCAGAGUAAUAAGGAUUUUUAAAGUUUUGAUUUGUAAAAUUUUAAAUAUAUAU